AAAUAGUUUAUUGCUGUAAAUUGUCAUCGACAAUAGUGUCAGUGUGUCACACAAGUGGUCCAUUGGAUUAUUUCUGAUUUGUUUUACUUUCAUUAGUUGGAUGAUUAAAGCCAUGACAUGAAAGUUUUUCUAAUUACCCCCGUAUCUAUGAAAAACUUUAAAUAUAGUUAUCUUUAUGACGACAGAAAUAUACGCUUCAGUAAUAUGCAAACGGCAGAAAAAUGCCUGACGAAGGCUCUCCGUACAACACUUGUUGUUUUGUUUGUGCUGCAACUGCUCAGCACAGUAGAACGCCAAGUAUUUGACUUUUUGGGCUACAUGUGGGCACCCAUCAUCGGAAACUUCUUUCAAAUCAUUGUUGUCAUACUUGGCAUAUUUGGAGCUUGUAAUUUUUACAGAUCUUUCAUUGUUGUGUAUGCUACAUGGAAUUUACUUUGGCUUGGGUGGAAUAUUUUUGUGAUCUGUUUAUAUCUGGAGGUUGGAAUACUCAACAGAAAUCAAGGACGCUAUAUUUUAACCAUUGGUACUGAAAGUAAAAGCUGGUGGUUGGAGCAUGGAAUUGGCUGUGAGGUGACCAACUCCAGCUGGGAGGAGGAAGAAAUAGAAGUAGAAUCUGGACGCAAAAUACCGCCAGAGUCUUUUGUAGUGGGCUGUAUAUUACAGUACUACUACGUGGAGGUGAUCCAUGCUGCUAUCCAGUGUUUGUUGUCUCUUGGUGGAUUUAUUGCAUCCUGUGUUUGCAUAUACUCCUAUAUUGAAGAAGAUGACCCAAUGAGCUCAGCCAAUGAUGAGUUAGAGUUUGUGAAAAUGCGCUAUAGAACACCAACACAUGUUUCUGCAUUUCAUAACGAGCGUGAGGACAUGGCAUUUGAUAACAUCAACCUCACCACAGAGCUUUCUCCACAUUCCUCUCCCGGGCCUAGGCAAAGAGGAGAACGUGAAAUGCCCCCAAGCUAUGAUUCAACCAUGAGGAAUAAUGCCACGGCUGCUGCCAACCACUACUAUGCCUCCGAGAGGCAGAGCAUCCGCAGCAAGGCCAGCACCCGCUCCAAACGGUCCACCCACAGGCAAGUCAGCGGUAACAGUAACAGCGCCACAUACAGCGAGCCGGUAAGGGACUUGCCCUGGGUGCAGAUCACUCCUUUGAGUGAUAGUCACAUGAUUCGACAUUACCCUUGAACACUGGAUAUAUAUUUUUUGGAUUUAUACAUUGUCAUUUCUUGUACACUGAAACAAAAAUGUGAGUACUGAUAUUUCAUUCUUUCUGCUCAAAUUUAUUUUAAUAAGUUUGGUGCUAUUGUGGGUUAUUUUGUAAAAGGCAUUGAAGCAAUGUUUCAUUCUUCAAUUUUUGCAAGUUUUGCUUUAAAAUUCUUUUAGUCUGCAUAUUUAAUAUAUUGAACAUAGGAAUUUUUUUAAGCUUAAAAGUUUUUUUGUUUUUUUUUUCUGAAAUUUAUGUUAAUUUUUCCAAGGAUAGCAACAAAUAUUGUUAUUCAAUAAAUCUCUUUCUGUUUGUCCAUAAAUCGGUGGACAUCUCAGAAGUGGUGUCAGACUUUCAUUGACAUAAAAUUGUGUACAUAUUUUUUCUUUUUUUAUAUCAGCACAUAUAUUUCAGCAAGUGCUAAAUAGUUUCUUUUAUGCAAACCUUAUGGAUGUGAAUAAAACAAUUUGUACAAUAGAAAGUUUGUGAAGUUGUGAAGGGCCCAUCAUUGCAAACAAAUCUCUUGUCCAUGUAUGUUGAUAAUGUUUUUUGUUGAUGUCUGCAAUUUGUAAAUUUUGUUGUUGUUGUAAUCAUUGUUCAUACAAAUAUUGCAGAAAAGGCGCUAUUCAUCUCAAUCCCUUGAGGAUAAAUAUAAGAAACUAUAAAUUGUACUGCUUUCAUUUUGAACAAUGCCAAGAAUCUCUCAUUCAUAUUUAUUAUUUUCUUAAAUUUGUAUUGGAAUUCCAUUUAACUUGAAAGUUGUUAUUGAGGGUGCAGUGAUCAUACUCUAUUUAUAAUUAACUUUUAAAAAGUUAUUCUACUUUUUAAUGAUGUUUGUAAACAUUCCAAGAAAACUAAAAAGUGAACCUAUAGAUAUAUUUUAUGAACAACUUAUAUUUAUUAUGCUUGAAUCAAUUGGAUAAAUUGUGAAUGUAGAAUUCAAAUCUAUGUGUUUGAUAAAUAUAUUAAUAAAAAUGACAUUUUAAUUUCUUUUUAGUGAAAACAAUUACUCAAAAAAUUUAACAAACAGAAAAAUUUUUUUUUUUAAAGAAAAUGUUGCUUCUUAAGGAAGCCGGAUUGCUAGCUAUCUAUUAAUUGUGGUAUUACCAUUGUAGAGAUGUCAUUUUUUUUUAAAGAGAACUAGGUUCUGUCUCAGGAAAUUGUACUUGUGAUAAAAGCUUCAAAUUGAUACAAAAUUCACUCUCUUCUGUACAAAUUUGGAACGUUAUAUUUGUGAAAAUUGAUUUCUAAGAUGAAAAUAUAUUUAUUACAUUGUUACCAAAAACUUCAUAAUUAUCAGGUGGUGUGUGUGUGUGUUUGUUUACCUACAAAGAUUAAGUUUGUGUUGAAAACAGAUUGAUACGUAUACAUAUUUGAACUACUUAAGUCAUGUAUAAUGCAAUACAGAGGGUGACUCCACAUGAUACAUAAAUACAACACACCAGUUUUUUCUCCUAACUUCUUUCUUAAUUAACAAGUCUUCUUAUUUUCUAAUUUGUUGCAUCAAGAUAAGCAGUCAAGCAUUUCAAGGUCUUUUUUCAAUAAUUGGCAUGUACAUGUUCUCUAAUCUCUAUUAUAUAUAUAUAUAUGUUGAGUUCUGCUAGGUGACUUUGAUCAGUGCUAGGUGCUGAAUUAUUCUGUUGUCUUGUACAUUCUUGGUCCUCUUCUUGUAAUAUGUGCAAUUAACUUUUCUUUUAACUAUCCUUCAGUCAUUGUAAGUCACUAAUUUGAGAAACACAGUUCAACCCUACAAAAUUACAUUGCUGUUGUCUCUUCAUGUUUGGGUGUUAGAACUGAUCUUCAGUGGUGAAGAUAAUUUGUUUGCUUGUGUGUAUAUUGUUUAAGUGAUGAAUAAAAGUAAAUUGUUAAAACACUUAGAUUUUUGUUUUUAAUGUAUAUUAUAAUGACCUCUUAUGGGUUAGAUGUUUAUUUAAAAUUAAAUAUUUUUUUUAGAUAACGAUAUAGGUUGGUAAACCUUCUUUCUAUAAUGCUAAUCUCUUAUCGGUUUCAGGCUGAACAGAGCUAAAUCUGCACAUAAGGCAACAUAUUGCAAAAUAUUUCAAUGCUUAAAAAUAAACACUGUACUAGUUUUUAGAAAAAUGUCAAUAUUAAAUGUAAACAGAAUCCCCUUUUUUAUUUUAUUUUUAGAUUCUAUUUUGUUACAAUUUUCUCCUAGACCAACACCAGAACCUAAAAUAAUGGUCUAAUUUAUUAUGCUAAUAUUUAGCCAUGUUGAACCUGAAAAUAUAAACUUCUUUCCUGCAUUUCAGUCUUUACAUCUUUCUUGUUUCACUUUCACCUCAACUUUUGCUGUGCUUUCAUCAUUAGUAUAAUGACAAGACUCUCACUAGUACUAGUGUGUUAACAAGUUUGCUUUUUUUUUUUUUUUUUUUCUACUUACCCCAGCUUGCAUCUGAUGCACAUUAUAUUUUGUUUAGAAACAUUUUUUUUAGUCAUUGAAAGAUUUAGGAAUAGGCAUAUAUAUAUAUUAGUUUAUUUAAGAUGUUAUUGUAAUUACUUUGUUAACCUUUACUAUUAUAAUACAUCAUGACUGUCACUCUUACAGUACAAGAGUAUAGGAUGCAUUAAUGUAAUGAUAGUUUUUGUCUCCCUUUAUUUUUGCUUUAUAAAGAGAGAUGCUAGGAAAUGUAUUGUGAUCCAACUGUAUUAAAACCAAUUAAAAGAUGGUAAUGUGUUAGAUAAUCUAAAAGGUCAGGUGUUGAUUAUUUAAUUAACCAUUGAUUUUGGUAGUAAGUCUAUCAACCUACUUUCUUUAAAUGUGCUCUACUAUGUCUAUGCCACACAAAAGUUUUUUUUUUUUUUUUUGGAGUGACUGAUAAUGAGUGCAAAUUGAACUAAGUUAAUAUUUAUGUUGUUUGUUAUUUAAACUUUCCAAGCAAAACAUGUACAUUUUAUGUCAAAAAGAUGUUUUAUGGUUGACUUAUAAGUGUGAAUAAUAGAUUUCUACAGUUUGCAAAUUGUUUUGUAUAUAAACUGAACUCAUUAUGCAUUGCUGAUAUCAACAUAGACCUGUCAAUAAAGAAAUGAACUGAA
This is a messenger RNA of Biomphalaria glabrata, 4252 nucleotides long. Its product is annotated as sodium/potassium-transporting ATPase subunit beta-1-interacting protein-like. The record is from RefSeq and is a predicted model, not a curated record. Lineage: Eukaryota; Metazoa; Mollusca; Gastropoda; Planorbidae. Gene Ontology annotation, biological process: regulation of sodium ion transport. The coding region runs from base 118 to 1179 and encodes 353 amino acids. The transcript has 6 exons.